Molecule: messenger RNA, 5254 nt
Organism: Sycon ciliatum
Lineage: Eukaryota; Metazoa; Porifera; Calcarea; Leucosolenida; Sycettidae
Product: multiple epidermal growth factor-like domains protein 10
Exons: 20
Coding region: 976-4083 (1035 amino acids)
Molecular function (GO): protein binding
Source: RefSeq, a predicted model, not a curated record
AUUCUCAAACUCGAAGUCGUCCACGUAGUGUUGUUUGGUCGUGACUUCAACUAAGGGGACCUCAUUACUUCAGGCUCAUAAGUCUCUCGAACCCCGUGGUCGUGGCAGUGAGCCGUACAUCUGAGCACCAACUCCAAGCACCUGACUCCUGAGACACUGAGCCUAGACUCUAGUCUGUACUGACUACAGACACAGCAGUGUCAAGAAGUGCAUGACAUUGUGUUUAGAUCUACAUGUGGACUGCAUCAAAAAUUGUUGUGCUUCUAUUUCUAAUGAUUCGUAGAUCGAUCACUAUUGUCUGUCAUGUACCUUGUGUACUUCAUAGCGCUGGGCUAAUGAGUAUGAUCAUGAUGAUAGGCGACUUUCCGACUCCGUUGAUCCAUUUUCUGUAGAAUAUUUCUUUGCAAUCAUUGGAUGUGGCGGUGUUGCAAUCAUCGAUGCGGCGCAUCCAUGUAGCUAAGCUGGCCUAAGCGAAAGCAAGAACUACAGCAAGAUUAGCGUAGUAAAAAGCCGACAACCGUUUGGCGACUGACAGCGCUCAAUCUGAGACGAGCAGAGCUCGAGCUAUCUAGGGCUGUCAUCGUCGCGGUCUGUUGUGUGACUGGCACCUCCGCAACAGUCAACUCCCUGCCAUCGUAGCGUCCGCUCCGUCUUCCUCCGGGUAGCUAACGUUACUUUCCGGUGGCGAGACUUUCGAUCCCGCGCGCGUGAGUGGAUAUCCCCCGACGUAGAUCUAGUCGUUGUCCGACCGUGCUCGAUCCGGGUUGACGGUCUGACUGGCACUACUGGCUAGUAGUACAGUACUACUACUAUUGGGUUGUGUAUCUGGGCGAUCAUCGUCAGGUAACCUAUCCGUGUUACCAGUGUUACAAGUAACAGUUAGUUGCUUAUGAUAUCACCGCGUCACCUCUGAGGCUCUGUGUUACAGACCCGUACUGCCGUAGUUCUGGCCGUGUAACGGUGUAAACCCCGUGUAUGUGCAGUGACAUGGCUGGUUGUGGUGCAGCAACUGCAAGUGCGAACAGACCGCCGCUGAGAUCGCUGCUGCUGGCCUUGGCCUGGUUUUGCAGCGCCUGUCAGUUCUCUUUACUGCUCCAUGGGCAUGGAGCUCGCGGUCAAUCGCUGGAUGCGAAUGGUGCGAAUGUGUGUGGCCAAACUGCAACGUCCACUGUCAGCGUGAGGUCUUCAUACGCUCAACCGUUCACAGUCCGGUACACCACGUGGUGCAGUUCGAUUUUCAGCGGCUUUCGCUGCACACGAUACAGGACGGAAUAUCGAGUAGCGUACAGAACCACCACGCACUUGCAGACAGUCACGAUACCUGUGUGCUGUGCUGGCUGGCAACAGAGUGGCUCCAGUUGUACUAUACCAAUCUGCCAUCAGGCGUGUCUGCAAGGCUCGACAUGUGUGCAGCCGAAUACCUGCCAAUGUGCACCGGGUUAUACUGGCAACCAAUGUGCAACAGUGUGCCCCAACUGGAUGUACGGACAAGACUGCGCGCAGACGUGCAGCUGUGCUCUACGUCUAUCUCUGUCCUGUGAUCAUGUCCUGGGAACGUGUCAGUGUAGACCAGGGUACACUGGUGACAAUUGUCAAAACACAUGCCUUGCUGGCAGCUACGGUCCAGGCUGUACUGCUACAUGUACAUGUCAGAAUGGCGGAGUAUGUGAUCAUGUGACUGGACAGUGUCGCUGUACACCGGGCUUUCAAGGAACAGAUUGCUCUCAGUCCUGUGCGGAUGGAUUCUUUGGUGCAGGGUGCCAGCAGCAGUGUCUGUGUCAGAACGGUGGUACCUGUGAUCCUGUUACUGGAGACUGUGCAUGCACAGAUGGAUGGCUAGGAACACAUUGUGACGUCACCUGUCCGUUUGGCACAUGGGGAGAACAGUGUCAUCUGAACUGCAACUGCCAGAACAACGCAACAUGCUAUGCGGCCACUGGUGUAUGUCGAUGUGAGCCGGGCUUCAGGGGAGCGGACUGUGCGACACCGUGUACUACCGACACCUACGGGCGAAACUGCUCGUUUGCAUGCACCUGCCAGAAUGGUGCACGAUGUGAUGCACAUGAUGGUCGAUGCUACUGCAGACCUGGCUUUGGAGGAGGAAGUUGUGAAACGGCAUGCCCUGAUGGCAGGUUUGGCGCGGGCUGCACCUCGCAGUGUGACUGUCUCAAUGGAAAAUGUCGCGUUGAAGACGGCUCGUGUGACUGCUACAAUGGAUUCACAGGUGCCACAUGCUCCAGUCAAUGUGAGUCUGGCAGCUAUGGUGUGUACUGCAAGGGUACGUGUGAGUGCCAGAACAAUGCCGCCUGCCUGCCCACGAACGGCUCAUGCGUGUGCAAGCCUGGCUACUCUGGGCCGAUAUGUUCUGAUCAUUGUCCACUUGGUACAUUCGGUGCUGACUGUGCUGGUGUAUGUCAGUGUGAGAACAACGCCCAGUGUCACCAUGUCACAGGAACAUGUAGUUGUGCAGCCGGAUACACUGGACAUACGUGUUCUGAUCAGUGUGAAGCAGGUACGUACGGCCGACGAUGUGCAGGUCGAUGUGUCUGCGCAGCCAGUGGAUCUUGCAACCAUGUUGAUGGCCUCUGCGUGUGUGACCCAGGAUGGCACGGCACUGACUGCAGUCAGCCAUGCCCAGAUGGAUCGUACGGUAGUGGCUGUGAGCACACCUGUCAGUGUCGGAAUGGAGCUACAUGUGAUCACGUCACUGGGCUGUGUAUGUGUGCACCGGGCUACAUGAAUACAACCUGCAGCCAGCCAUGCCCUGCCGGCUACUAUGGUGAUGGUUGCCGACAGGCAUGUGGUUGCCAUAGUAAUGCUGUGUGCAGCAAUGUGGACGGUACAUGCUCAUGCCGGCCAGGGCGUAAAGGAACUGCAUGCGAUCAGCCUUGCGACCAGGGCACAUUUGGAGCGGACUGUAACAAUGUCUGUCAGUGUUUGAACGGCGACGGUGGCUGUGACGCUGUGGACGGUGCGUGUAACUGUACCAGUGGCUGGACUGGACUGACGUGUUCCGACCCUUGUCUGGAGGGUGUUUACGGUCCUGACUGUGCUCUGACCUGUGCAUGCAAGACCGGUGUGUCAACAUGUGACCGCAUCACUGGACAGUGCACGUGUACUCGGCCGGGUUACAUUGGAGAAUUCUGCAGCAACACGUGCACAAACUAUACGUGGGGCUAUGGAUGUUCUGUUCGAUGCUCGUGCCAAAACAAUGCUACCUGUGAAAUUUCCAAUGGUGAAUGUCGUUGUGAUCCACACGGAGCUCAUCAAGGGUCAACGUGCAGCAGCCCGUGCAACGACGGGUCAUGGUCAGUGGCCGACGAGUGUGGCCGUACAUGCACCUGCGCCAAUCAAGGCAGCUGUGAUCCGACGACGGGGGCGUGUCUCUGUCGGCCGGGCUGGACUGGGGACAGCUGUGAACAGAGCUGUCCGAGUGGAACAUUUGGAGCGGGUUGUGCCGGCACAUGCCCACCAUGCACUGGAGAAGAUCAAGGUUCCUACUGCCAUCCUGUAACUGGCGUGUGUGAUUGUCAGCCAGGUGAUGUCGCAUCGCGAUGCUCUCCGGAUGAUGGCCGCAAUGCACUGGAAAGCAAAGGCUCGUCAAGCAUGUCGGGAUCAACCAUUGGCAUCAUAGUGGCAAUGAUCGCUCUCCUUCUCAUCAUCGUCGCUCUCGUCUGCAUUGUGCUGCGGCGGCGCCAUGGCCGACGUAAAGCGCUGUUGCUUCAUUCAAUGUCGGUGAGCUCGACGGCUGCCUUGCGGGCAUCGGCUGACGCUGGCACUAGCAUCAGUGUGACGGGCUCGGCAAUACGUUUCCAUAACAACACCGCCGCGUCGCCACCGCAGUCACCGCCACCGCAGUCACCGGCGGUGGCGUCGCCAACGGCGACAGCGACAGCAGGAGCGACGGCAACAGCAGGAGCGACGGCGACAGCGGGAGCGGCGGUUGCAGCAAAGGAAUGCGACGAAGAGCCAGGGUUUGUGAAUCCCUUGUACGAUGACCUCGCCAGGCGUCCCGUGAACUCUUGUGACAACCCGACCUACACUGGACUGCCAGAUGUAAGCACUUCUGGCAAAGUCUUCUAAAAAUCAUCCACGAGUUUGUGCUGCCAUUGAUUGGCAGUGAGCUACAGACGAACACCGAACUACAGACAGUGAAUGAACAAGUGCCUUAGUUUUCCAUAUUCCGGCACCCACACAGGUUUUAGUAGUGCAUGGAGAAAUCAGGAGAGUUUCGGGACAAGCCUGCCUGGGCCGAACUUGUGGUGGCAAGACACGUUGCUGUACCCUCAGUGCUCAAGCUGUAUUUCCCUGAGUUUCUUGAGCAAUACGGAAGUAGCAGUUGAGGGCACUGUGCCCUCUACGGUGUGUGACAUUGACACCACUCCAUUUCUCGUGAGCGCUGUAAGUCAUGUAAGAUACACGCAUAUGUAGCAUGGCUACUUUAUGACACGUAAUUUGUAUACACAUAAAUAGUACACCGUAGGAAUGCAUGGACAGUGGCUGAGGUGCUGCGGCUGUUCUGGUGCCUGCACGGAUGGACACUGUAGUAGUAGCAGCACUAGUAGUCUGUAGUUGUAUUUAGCCGUGCCCGAGCAACUGUACAAUCAUGCAUAUACAUGUAUGCCCAUGAACUAGUGGCUAGCUGAACACGACGUCAACUGCGAAGAAUGGGACGGAAGAAUUUAUGUCAUCUGAGAACUCGAUCGGCCUUGAUUAGGUGAUUAGGUGAUUAGGUCUUUUGUGAAUUUAGUGCUAUGACUAACCUGUCCCCACAGGAUACCGCGAUUCCGUGGACGCGCAAUUUUCCGCGUUAUUGGCCAUCAUCCGCGUUUUCGUGAGAUUUCGCAUAAAUCCCACGUUAUUCAGGGAAAUGUACAAGAAAAUAGUGCAUGCUUUUGAAAAUGUACUACAAAGUCGUAUGGGUUCAUGAGUUUGUACGACAAAGUUGUAUUCUUGCAUGAGACUGCACGCUAAAGUUGUACCAGUGACAGAAAACUCGUGCACAAUGACCGCAUCAACCCGCGUAUUUGCCGCAUAAUCCCGCAUAUUUGCCUGUUUUCGCCCGCAUAAUUAUGCGCAUAAUUUUAGGAAUUUUUCCGCGUUAUUCUGUGGGGACAGACUAACAACUAAUGCAAUCCUGUUGCUGCUCAUUUCAUCCAUCUGAUUGCUAUACUUGCCAUACCAUUGGUAUGCAUGCACACAUGCUUGCUACAUGAUUGAAGUUCAGCAGUUUAUUUUCACAUAUUAAUUUUUA